Messenger RNA from Boleophthalmus pectinirostris (great blue-spotted mudskipper), 890 nucleotides. RefSeq names its product tubulin beta chain-like. The coding region runs from base 182 to 532 and encodes 116 amino acids. Gene Ontology annotation, cellular component: cytoplasm; microtubule. Gene Ontology annotation, molecular function: structural constituent of cytoskeleton; GTPase activity; GTP binding. Gene Ontology annotation, biological process: microtubule cytoskeleton organization; mitotic cell cycle. Lineage: Eukaryota; Metazoa; Chordata; Actinopteri; Gobiiformes; Gobiidae. The record is from RefSeq and is a predicted model, not a curated record. The transcript has 2 exons.
AUCGACACGUCCUACUGUAUUUAAUAACAACAUUUCAGGAAGUCUGUGAUUAACACAAGUGUUCAUGGUCCUGUUUAGGAGUUUGAUUUUCAACAAAAAGAGAGAGAGACAGAUUAUUUAUUGAUCCAGAGGGAAAUUCAAGCUCCAGCUGAUACCUGGAGUUGAACUUGAACCUCUUCAGAUGCAAAAUGAAGACACUAAAAUAAUAAGCAGCUACUUUGUCGAAUGGAUCCCCAAUAAUGUGAAGACCGCAGUGUGCGACAUCCCCCCUUGCGGUUUGAAAAUGGCCGUAACCUUCAUCGGCAACAGCACAGCCAUCCAGGAGCUGUUCAAGCGCAUCUCCGAGCAGGUCACCGCAAUGUUCCGUCGUAAAGCUUUCCUCCACUGGUACACAGGUGAAGGCAUGGAUGAGAUGGAGUUUACAGAGGCUGAGAGCAACAUGAAUGACCUGGUGUCCGAAUACCAGCAGUACCAGGAAGCCACCGCCGAAGAGGAGGGCGAAUUCGAGGAAGAGGCAGAUGAAGAUGCGUAAAACAAAAAAGAAAAAGGAAAGAAAUGGUCAAAGUGCAAAAAAGUGCAACCCAAAACAUGCUACAGGUCUCCAGAACAGUUGAUAGUCAAGGUCAGUUAAAUACAAUCAAUCAAUGAACCUGUCCAGGGACGACAGGUGGAAAUUAGCACUGAUGCUACAACCUGAUGUACAGUGCAUCUCUCCUGUCAAGGUUAAUGCGAAAAUUGUGCGCUGUCCCUGUCUCAAAUAAAAAAAAAAUAAAUAAAUAAAUAAAAUAAAACAUAAGCUGAUGUCAUGGGGCCACCACACAGGCCAAAAUGCUGACCUGAGGUGGACCUGAGGUGGACCUGAGGUGGACCUUGGAUGUCCAUCUCAAACC